Messenger RNA from Drosophila serrata, 1406 nucleotides. RefSeq lists its product as uncharacterized. The record is from RefSeq and is a predicted model, not a curated record. NCBI's taxonomy places the organism in Eukaryota, Metazoa, Arthropoda, Insecta, Diptera, Drosophilidae.
AGCGACGAUGCACUUGACCAAGCCAACACUGCUCCUGCUCGCCCUGACCAUCAGCGCUGGCUGUGUGUCGGCCACGCCGCAUCCGGGUCUGCUGGAGGGGCUCUGGGAUGAGCUCGGAAAGACCGGUCAGACCAUAGUCAGUGGUCUUGUUGAGGCCAGCCAAAAUGGAACGGCCAAUGCCGAAAAACUCGCUGAAAGUCUGAAGAACUCCACAAGUAAGUUUGUGGAACAGUCGGCUCAGUUCGCCGAUCAGAUCGCCAGUGCCCUGCACGCUGCUGUGGCACAGGGACUCCGGGACUUCUCCGACGCCCUGCGAGCUAACAUUGCGGCUGUGAGGAAUGCCAUUGCCCGGGUCUCCAGUCGAGUUAAGCGCCAGGCCUUGAAGGAUGCCCUUGCCGGCCUGCAGGGUAUCAAUGCUUCCGUAAGCGAUCUGGAGAUUGCCCUGCAGAACAUCACCGAUCAGCUGGAGCAGAAGAAGGAACAAUAUGGAGCCGAAAUUCAGCUGACAUGGAACGAUUGGGCCGCUGCUCAGUUGGAGCGCGUCGAUCAGGAGACCAAUGGCGAAGGCGUCGAGGAGGCCCAGGAGAUCCUGAACGAGCUGGAGAACCGAUAUGCCGGCUAUCUGCACAGCUGCCUGGAGGAGCAGCAGGUGCGCCUGGCCACCUACGAGCAGGAAGUGCACACCGCCGUUGCCCGCUACCAGAAUGCCACCAACGAUCUAGUCGCCCAAAUUGAAGUCUGCCAGAAAUUCUUAACUGGACCCAUCUCCUGUCGCGUCGGCAUCAAGAAGGCCCUUAGAGCGCUCCAGACGGCUCCUAGAGAUCUACUAAACCUGAAGCUCAAGGGACUUAAGCUGCUGGCCCUUAACCUCGACGAAGCCGGAUGUGUGGGGCAAACUCUGGCGGAGCACGCCCUGGAGCGGCCGAGCGUGGAGCGCCAGCUGGACGAGAUCAUUGAACGGUAUCGGGAGCAAAAUUCUACCAGCUCAUCCGAGAAUGAGGAGGACUCGAACUCAGAUGAGGAAACAACUACUGCUGGCUCAGGAUCGGGAUCAGAAGAGGACUCCGACUCGAACUCGGAAGAGGAGACAACUUCUGCGGGCUCAGGAUCAGGAUCAGAAGAAGAUUCUGACUCGGACUCAGAUGAGGAAACUACUCCUUCUGGUUCAGGAUCGGACUCUGAAGAAGAUUCCGGCUCGGGCUCCGAAGAAGAGACAACUUCUGCUGGCUCAGAAUCGGACUCACAAGAGGACUCCGACUCGAGCUCAGAUGAGGAAACAACCACUCAGUCCGCAUAGAGCUCCGAGGCAGAGGCAACCAGUAAUCAGACUAAGCACAUAAAACUUAAACAUAAAUCUUGGUGUGGGGUAUAAGCAGCAAAAUAAAAACCUUCUUUUCAAUGCAACA